Messenger RNA from Portunus trituberculatus (swimming crab), 2598 nucleotides. RefSeq lists its product as uncharacterized. NCBI's taxonomy places the organism in Eukaryota, Metazoa, Arthropoda, Malacostraca, Decapoda, Portunidae. The record is from RefSeq and is a predicted model, not a curated record. The transcript has 2 exons. The coding region runs from base 868 to 1362 and encodes 164 amino acids.
GCUUGUAUCAAGAUUGGACCUUAGAUAAGUGGUGUACAGUAGUGUGGUCUGAUGAGAUCACUUUCUGUGUGUGGUACAACAUCUACCAGAGUGUACAGGCACCCAGGCUCUGCUCCCUAUAAUUCUCGCUACACUCAAAAAAACACCAAACAUCCCUUAGAGUUUAUUGGUUAAGGGAUAUUUUACUUUCAGUGGUCUUGAUGAUCUUGUGUUCUCUAAAAACACUACUAUCACUAAAGAAGUGUAUUUGAAAUUCUUUAUGGAUAAUCUUGAAUCAUCACUUGAGAAUACCAAAAGUGAGAUUUUACUACAGCAAAUCACUUUUCUGUUGAAGUACGCUUUCACAUGAGGUACACCAUGUCACCCCACACUGCCUGUUGCUUUGGUAAUCCCAUGCUGUCCAGAUGCAUGCCCAGUUUCUUGCUGUGACUGGUUUGGGAUUCAUGGAUAUUUUUCCAGUUUAGCAGGUUACAAGUGUUAUUUUACUCAUUAUCCAAUCAAGGAGCUAGUAAGUGCCCCUGAAAUUUGACUUUGUUAUUACACAUACACAUAAUUAUUAAUUAUUGCUUAAACCCCAUUCCCACAGCAAACUUAUAUCAUGUCUAACAGCUCGAGGAAAGAAACAAAAGAAAUUCUUGAGGUGCUCUUACUCGUUUUCUUUGUAAAGACACCCCGUACGUUUUCUAUUUCCAGGUAUCAGCCAUCAGGCCGAUUCCUUCAUUCGCCUCUUUGCUGUCGCAGGGCUUACACGUAGUCUUCAGCUUAUCCCUUUCACCAGCUUGUUGUUUUUUUCUUUUCAGCAGCGAUUGGUUUGUCUUUUGUUGCUCAUUAGUUUGUUUUUCUUCUACCGGGAGUUGUAAGUGUGUUAUGCCACGUAAGUGUGUGAAGUGUUUUCGUUCCCUCCCUUCUCUUACAGUGGACCCUCAUGAGGAGUGUCUAUCUUGUAGGGAGGUGUUUUGUAGCCUUGCUUCCCAUAGUGAUUGCUGCAAGGCCUUGUCACACGACCAGUUUUUACGUUUUUUGGAUAGUAUUAAAGAUCGUACUGAGAAGAGGAAGGCUUCGUCUUCUGGUAAGCGUAAGUCUUCCCCUUCAUCUCAGCAGCUGCAUAAACGCAUGUGUAAGAUGGAGGAGACGUUGGGUCGGCUUUCCCUCUUUCUCUCCUCUUCACAGGGUUCCCCCUUCUCUGGUUUCCAGUCUCUGGCUUCACAGGUAGACGAUUCCCACCCGGGUACAAGCAGGCUGUGCAUAGGCCAGGACAAGCGGGACCAGCUGGUGCCGCCGGUCGCGAGGUUGAGAUGGUACCAGCGUCCGCCGCAGACGCAAACACAACAGGUGGUUCCUGGUGCAGGAGGGUUCUGUUGAGGCUGGCUGACCAACUGCUGUGCCUGGUGGUAGUGGGAUGGGCCAAUGUCUUUUGGCUCCCAUGCCAGUUGGUCAUCCUCUUUCCACAGACGAGUCUUAUGAGGAUGAAGAGGAGAAUGUGGCAUCCAAUCAAGUAGGUGUUUCCCCUUUUUUACAGCUCAUAGGCCAGGUGAGAGACUAUCUUCAUCUUCCUGCUCCUGAGGCUCCUUCCUUGUCUCACCUUACGGGGUUAGAAAAGGUGCAGGGCUCAGUUUUGGCUCCCCAGUCUUCUUUUUCUCUCCCACGGUCACUUAUGGCUCAAGCUGUCCGUGAGGAAGCCCAAUGCUGGUCCUUGAAGGAGCUUAAGGCUUGCUCUGCAAAUUUUCAGUUGUCUAGGGACUGGUAUGGAUGAGCCAGGUCUUAUUAUCUACCUGAAGGGGCCUCUUUGGCUCCUCCUCAGGUUAAUGAGGAGGUGGGGGGUUUACGGCUGGUGGGCAACCCAGUGGUCUCUGUAUCCUCCCGCCUGUUGGUGCAAAUGGAGAAAGUGUGUGGCUCCAUGGCUCACAUUGCCUCUUGGACAGACCCGGUGUUGGCUACUUGGGCUGGUGCUGCUUCUAGCAUGGAACAGGAUGUUUUGGAAUUUUUGUUGGCACUGCCCAAGGCAAAUAAGGACAUUCUUCAUCCUGCUGAGGAGCUACAUUGUAGACUCUUUAUGUUACAGAAGUAGGCGAUAGUGGAUUCGUUGCCUCGUACCUUUUCUGACAGGGAGAAGCGCCAGCUCCUUUCUUCUCCCUUUUCUAACGUGCUUUUUGACCCUGUGGUGGCGGCCAGGGUACAGGAAGACGAGCACUUAGCUACUAAAAAAACGUGUACUGUCUUCUGUGGUGCAGGCAGUGUGUUAGGACUGUGUGCUCACUUGGGUAUUCAGAUCAAUCUGCCCAAAUCAGACCUGGUACCCAGCGAAAGGAAGCAGUACCUGGGCAUGGUGCUGGAUUCAGUAAGGGCUCUGGUUUUUCUGUCGCCAGAAAGGAUCAGCUUGUUUCUCUCAGUGGCGCAGAAUUUUCUAGAGGACAGAGCCCCUACGGUGUCUCUAUGGAGGUCAUUGCUGGGUCAUCUGGUUUCCCUGGAGAGGCUGGUCCCAGGCAGCCAGGUACGCUUUCAGUCCCUUCAGUGUAGCCUGAAAAAUCAUUGGAAGGCAGCGUUGGACCCUCCCUGGUGGCGGGUUCCUCCUUCACAGCGGUGUCUGGCUAACCUCUC